GUCACUGAAUAGAGUCUAGAGACGAUACAAGAAGCAGAGCAGAAAAACUUGAUCCGAAUGGGAGCCACAGAGAGAUUUUUUGCCACAGAGAGAUUGAGAUUUGAGAGCUUCUUUCUUUCUUCUCUCUAAGCAAUUGGAUCCCAAGAUAUUCGAGAUCCACACACAUGUUUCCUUCUUUAGCAUCUUCCACUCCCCUCUUUAUUCUCUCCUCACCAGCUUCGCCUCCAACUUCCAUUGCUCACUUCCUUCCUCCUCCUCCCGUCUCGUGUCCUUCGUCUCUGUCUCGACGUCGUGUCAGUCCCGGACCAAACCCUCACCCUCUCCUCUCCCUUCCGUCCCAUUCCACAACCUUCCCCAGACACCUCCUUCGAUGCUUCUCCAUGCCCGUGUGUGAGUCCACUUCUACGACUACCCAGCUGCGGGACAGUUUGUUGUACUCGAGAGCAUACUGGGUAAGUGAGUCUACAAUUGCGUGGAAUGUGGAUGUUGGAGAUGAUUCCUGCUACUUAUUCACCAGUAAAUCUGCUACUUUAUCAUUUACAGAUGAUAAAGUUAGAGGUGAGGACUUCAAAAUUAAGCUCGAAGAGGACAGUGAGGGUCUUCCAGAAAAUGUGACCGAAAAGUUUCCUCAUAUCCAAGAUUACCUGGCAUUUAAAAUGCCUCCUGGUUUGGAUACCAAAACUCUACUCAAAUGCCAGUUAGCAGUUGCUGCUCUUAAUUCUGAUGGGAAAUGCACAAAUGCUACUGGUUUGCAGUUACCUGGUGUCCUUGAUGAAUUAUUCUCAUAUAAUGGUCCUCUUGGUGCGCUUUUCUUUGAAGAAUCUGUGUUGCUUUACCUCUGGGCUCCUACUGCUCAAGCAGUACGUGCUUGCAUUUAUAGGGAUCCAUCAGGUGGGGACCCCCUGGAAAUUGUCCAGCUUGAGGAGGUUAACGGUGUUUGGAGUACUGAAGGACCAAAAAGAUGGGAAGGCUGUUACUAUGUCUAUGAAGUGUCUGUAUACCAUCCUAGCACCUUGCGAGUUGAAAAAUGCCAUGCAAAUGAUCCAUAUGCUAGAGGGCUCUCUGCAGAUGGCAAGCGGACAUUUUUGGUGAACUUUGAUUCUGAUAUAUUAAAACCUGAAGGAUGGGAUAAUUUGGCAAAUGAGAAACCCGAAAUACUUCAUUUCUCAGACAUAAGUAUAUAUGAAUUGCAUAUAAGGGAUUUCAGUGCCAAUGACCAUACUGUGCCUCCUGAAUUUCGUGGUUGUUAUCUGGCUUUCACUUUGCAGGAUUCAUCAGGUGUGCUUCAUCUGAAGAAACUAUCAGAUGCUGGUAUCACUCAUGUCCAUCUGCUUCCAACCUUCCAAUUUGCUGGUGUUGACGAUGAGAAGGAGAACUGGAAGUGCGUGGAUACCAAGAUGCUGGAGCAAUUACCUCCUGAUUCAGAUGAGCAACAAGCUCUAAUUACAGCAAUCCAAAAUGAUGAUGGAUAUAACUGGGGGUACAAUCCUGUUCUCUGGGGUGUCCCUAAAGGAGGUUAUGCAAGUAACCCAAAUGGUCCUUGCCGUAUAAUUGAGUUUAGAAAGAUGAUUCAGGCACUUAACCGUAUUGGCCUUCGUGUUGUAUUGGAUGUCGUCUACAAUCAUUUGCAAGGAAGCGGGCCAUUUGAUGAGAAUUCUGUCCUUGAUAAGAUUGUUCCAGGUUACUAUCUGAGACGGAACACAGAUGGUUUUAUUGAGCAUAGUACAUGCAUGAACAACACCGCCAGUGAGCAUGUUAUGGUUGAGCGACUGAUUCUCGAUGAUCUUCUUCACUGGGCAAUUCAUCAUAAGGUUGAUGGGUUCCGGUUUGAUCUAAUGGGUCAUAUAAUGAAAAGUACAAUGGUGAAAGCAAAGGAUGCACUCCACAGCCUAACAAUGGAAAGGGAUGGGAUUGAUGGUUCAAGUAUCUAUAUAUAUGGUGAAGGAUGGGACUUUGGUGAAGUUGCCAAGAAUGGACGUGGGGUGAACGCAUCACAGUUUAAUCUUGGUGGAACAGGAAUCGGGAGCUUUAAUGAUCGUAUUCGGGAUGCAAUUCUUGGUGGAUCUCCAUUUGGCCAUCCUCUUCAGCAAGGAUUUGUGACCGGUCUAUUGUUGCAGCCUAAUGGACAUGAUCAUGGUACAGAAGCUGUUUCAGGAUGCAUGCUUGCUGUGGCGAAGGAUCACAUCCAGGUUGGUAUGGCUGCAAACUUGAGGGAUUUUGUGAUAACUUCUUAUCAAGGGGAAGAGGUAAAAGGAUCAGAAGUAUUAACUCAUGAUGGGACACCUGUUGCAUAUGCUUUAUGUUCCACAGAAACUGUUAAUUAUGUUUCUGCUCAUGACAAUGAGACCCUAUUUGACAUAGUGAGUUUGAAGACACCAAAGGAAAUUUCUGUAGAUGAGAGGUGCAGGAUAAAUCAUUUGGCAACAGGUGUAAUAGCACUGUCACAGGGAAUACCUUUUUUCCACUCUGGUGAUGAGAUUCUUCGCUCAAAAUCUCUUGAUCGUGAUUCGUACAACUCUGGUGAUUGGUUCAACAGGCUUGACUUUACUUACAAUUCUAACAAUUGGGGCGUUGGCCUUCCUCCAAAAGAGAAGAAUGAAAAGAACUGGCCACUAAUUCAACCUAGAUUAGCAGAUCCAUCCUUCAAGCCUCAGCGGGGUCACAUUCUUGCUGCUGUGGACAACUUUUUAAACCUGUUGCGCAUAAGAUACUCUUCACCACUUUUCCGGUUGAGGACAGCAAAUGCUAUCCAGGAAAGGGUUCAUUUCCACAACACUGGACCAUCGGGGGCCCCUGGUGUGAUAGUCAUGAGCAUUCAAGAUGGUCAUGAAGGCGUCCCAGGGUUAUCUCAACUGGAUCCCACGUACUCAUACAUUGUGGUUAUCAUCAAUGCAUGUCCUACUAAGGUGUCAUUUGCUUGCCCCGCGCUGCAGGCAAGAACUCUUAAAUUGCAUCCAGUUCAGGCAAUGUCGACUGAUGAACUAGUCAAGAGUUCAACAUAUGAAGCAUCUUCUGGGUGCUUAGCUGUGCCAAGGACAACAGUUGUUUUGUUGAGCCUCGUGAGGUUUGAGUAGCUCUGAUGUCAGAUGAAUGUGGCCGUUGACUCUGCAUUUCAUUUGUUAAAAGGUACAAAAUUAAAAUUCUC
Juglans microcarpa x Juglans regia is the source of this 3145-nucleotide messenger RNA. RefSeq names its product pullulanase 1, chloroplastic. The record is from RefSeq and is a predicted model, not a curated record. NCBI's taxonomy places the organism in Eukaryota, Viridiplantae, Streptophyta, Magnoliopsida, Fagales, Juglandaceae. Gene Ontology annotation, molecular function: pullulanase activity. Gene Ontology annotation, biological process: carbohydrate metabolic process.